This is a messenger RNA of Andrographis paniculata, 1120 nucleotides long. RefSeq lists its product as uncharacterized. Lineage: Eukaryota; Viridiplantae; Streptophyta; Magnoliopsida; Lamiales; Acanthaceae. The transcript has 7 exons. The record is from RefSeq and is a predicted model, not a curated record. Bases 125 to 793 code for a protein of 222 amino acids.
GAAUAUUAAUAUAUAGGGCUUGGUAUCCUUAUUAUCUUCGACUUGGUAUCCUUAUUAUCGUCGACUUGGUAUAUCUUCUUCUAACCCCAAUAAAUUCUUGUCGGAAUUAUUACAAAUCUCAACUAUGGAGAUAGAUUUUUUAGGCCUCAGCUCCCCCAAAUUCACUAUGGAGAAUCCACUCAUCCAUCCAUUUUCUGAUUCAGGCAGAGAAGGAAUCGAGACAUCCUUGUCACUUUGUACAAGCACUUCUUCACUUGAUUCCCAGACCAAGAUCAUCAAUUUAAUCGAGAAAGACAUGAGUUUGAGUUAUUACAACAAUACUCCAAAGAAAAACGAACAUAGUAGUCCAACUGUUCAUCCUCAAUUUCGACCAAUAUUCCUUUUCGACCUAAAUGACACACCCUCCGGCAUAAGAAAUAUUGUUUCGGCUGAGAAUAGGCCAACCGAGGUUGCUUCCUUAAACGCGAUGUAUUCGGCAAGCUGUCCUAAUAUAUUUGGUGAUACUAUGCAAGAAAAGAACGACAAAGCCAAGUUUGGGAUGCCCAUCGAUCCUAGAAGACGCAUAAAUAGUGGAUAUACUCCAACAAUAGCCAUGGCUCGGAAAGCAACAUUGGCUCGGUUUUUGGAGAAACGAUUGCACAGAUUAUGCAAGUCGAACUCGACCGAAGGAUUAAAACAAGCAGCGACGCCUCAUAUGAUCAGGAAUCAAGUGAAUAACAGCACCAAUUGCCAAGGCUCUUCGACGGCUAUUACAAGAAGCAACAAGAGGAAGGCCAACAGCCUUGUCCGAUGAAGAUGAUUUUGUGGGAAGUCUGAGACAACCUACAAAACGCUUCUUGAAAAAUGAACCUUUUUCUAUUACAACUAUUUCGACAAUGUUUUUCUUACACUAAUUAUUGAUAGUGAAAUUGUUAUUGAGUGCGAGUCGAUUUCGAAUUUUUCAUACUACAUUUACAGUUCUAUACAUUUUGCCUUCCAUACAUACAUUGUACUUGUAGAGUUGAAGAUUCUUCUUCCCUUUAAGACUCAUGAUUGCCAUAGUAAAUUUUAUGUCAACCUUAACUUUCUGGAAACUUAUGUACUUCUUAUCAGGUAAUACUCAGAAUUUGUUUGGAUGUGA